GACUUUACCCCUCCCCUUCUUUGCCUGUCCUCGACUUUGUACUUGUCUGUCUCACUUUCAUUUGUAUCGCACCGCACUGCACCGUACCGCAUCCGAUAAUUAUGCAUCCCCCAUUGUCCAUUUCCUUGGCCCUGCAGCCACCUUCCUUCCACAGUCUGCCAGCCCACUCCAAGACAAGACUCGCCACUACAGCAGCACCUUCAACAGCGACAGUAGCAGCGGCAACGCGUUCUCGCCGAGGAUCGUCGUCCUCGUUGUUGCCAUCAUCAUCAUUGUCAUCGUCACCAUCAUUCUGCUACUGCCGUUCACACGCACCAGCCGUUUCUUCGCCACUGCACCAAUUGACUGCUGCUCCACCCAAUGCUGUUCCUGUUGCUGCAGCAGUACAUUUGAACGCGCACUUUAUGGGGACAGGGGGCAGUCGUGGAGUCUCCUCUUAUUGUUCGUCAUCAGCAUCAUCAUCUUCGGCAACAUUGGCGAUAUCAGCUACGAGCAGUGCAAUUGCGCCCGAUAACUAUAACAGGUCCAGUAGAGAUAAAGCCUCUAUCGCAACGGAUCAAGGCGUCCUCGCAUCCACUGUGGUCUCGGUCUCGGCCCUACCUUCUUCCUUGCCCUCUCUGUCUUCUUCACCUUCUUCGUCCGUGCAUCUCCCCACUCUUCAUUCUCAUUCCACUUUGGCAUCACUUGCAUCGCCCGCGAUUGAUUCAACAGCUGGAUCUCCACCCGACAGCACUGCUCCUCAUACGAGCACUAUUCGAUCAUCAGCCCUUGUCUAGUCCCUGUCUAGUCCUUGUCUAGUCCUUGUCUAGUCCUUGUCCUGAUAAUCAACUUUGCGCGUCUAUUUUUUGUCACCUAUGCGUCUCCAUGAUGAAAUGCAUUUCUGCCUACAAGCGGCACCUCGAAUCGAGUGCAUGCCUAACCCGUUGAA
Gamsiella multidivaricata is the source of this 928-nucleotide messenger RNA. RefSeq lists its product as uncharacterized. NCBI's taxonomy places the organism in Eukaryota, Fungi, Mortierellomycota, Mortierellomycetes, Mortierellales, Mortierellaceae. The coding region runs from base 102 to 776 and encodes 224 amino acids. The record is from RefSeq and is a predicted model, not a curated record. The transcript has 2 exons.